UAUAGUCUUUGAACUAAUACGCAGUGGAGCACUGUACGCUAAGAGAGCUCUUGAAUAAAAGUGUAGAUUUUUACGUUGAAAAAAAUAAUUAAAUUAGGAAUUUCAAAAACUUUUUAUUCCAAUAAUUGAAAAUUAAAUUAAAAUUCCUUUUUUUCAUUAAAAAAAAAUAAAUUAAUAAAAAAUGGCUUUGGAAAUUACAACCACUGACUACACUUUGCCAGACUUGAAAGAUAUCACCACAGUGCGCGCAGAGCAAAAAGAGCUGAAUGUAACGCCCGUUCACAGCGUGAAUGUACCCGUUAAGACGGCCACUUUUGGCAUGGGUUGCUUCUGGGGCGCUGAGUCGUUAUUUGGCGGUACUAAGGGCAUUUAUCGUACUACUGUGGGCUAUGAGGGCGGCUCUAAGGAUUCACCAACGUACCGUAACCUUGGUAAUCACACUGAAGUACUGGAGAUUGAUUACGAUCCCAAUACGAUUACGUUUAAAGAACUAUUGGAUCUUUUCUGGAACAAUCAUGAAUAUGGUCUCACCAACCCAAUUAAGCGUCAGUAUAUGUCCCUCAUCUUGUACCAUGAUGAUGAGCAGAAGAAAAUCGCUGAGGAGUCCAUAGUUGAAGAGCAGAAGAAGCGUGUACCUGAGAAAAUUAUUACAGAGAUUUUACCCAAAGGCAAAUUCUAUCCAGCUGAAGACUAUCACCAGAAAUACCGUCUGCAGGGUCAUAAGGAUCUCGCUGAAACAUUGAAUCUCGAUCCGAAAUUACUACGCACCUCUUUCAUUGCGACCAAGUUGAACGGCUAUCUCGCUGGCGUUGGUGGUGUUCAGCAGUUCCGGGAAGAGGUUGAUAAAUUUGGUUUGACACCAUCGCAGAAGGAAUAUUGUUUAUAUCAUGUGGAGCAGAAUGAGGGCGCGGGGCUGUACUGCUGACCGGUAGGCGGUGUGUCAUGCAACUAUCGCAGGCGUUGCGGCCGGCUGAUUGAUGUGAAAAAGCAGAAAUAUACCACGGACUCUGCAUGAAUUUACUCAUAACUUAUUUGUUACAAACAAUUUUUAUCACUAAGGUGUUAAUUAUCUCAGGCGAAACAUUAAAUUGCUGUUUUGCUUAAAAAAUUCGGCGGUGUUUGCGUACAUCGGAUUGAAUGCCUUAUGUAUUAUUAUAUUAUUAAUAUUAUCUUGACAUUAAUACGCAAUUAGUGUGAAUUUAGGACAUUUUAUAUAAGGUAUUUUUUUUUUUAAUUUUAAGUGAGUGUGAUAGAAAUAUUCCAGGAUAAAAUGUGUGCUACAAAAACAGAAAAGAAAAUAACUGUAUUAGAACUAUGAAAAUAAAAUAAUUUUUAAUGGCAAA
This is a messenger RNA of Ceratitis capitata (Mediterranean fruit fly), 1343 nucleotides long. It is a transcript of the gene MsrA, whose product is annotated as peptide methionine sulfoxide reductase. NCBI's taxonomy places the organism in Eukaryota, Metazoa, Arthropoda, Insecta, Diptera, Tephritidae. Bases 182 to 925 code for a protein of 247 amino acids. Gene Ontology annotation, molecular function: peptide-methionine (S)-S-oxide reductase activity. The record is from RefSeq and is a predicted model, not a curated record. The transcript has 4 exons.